AUGUACGCACCCGAAAUGUCACAAAAGACCUUGAUUGCAGUGGAGAAGAGAGGAGCGGAACAAAACAGUGACUAUAGUCGCAAGUGUUUCAACGUCAACGAUUUUCAGAUCCUUGCUCAUCAACUUCUGCCAAAGGAUUUGUACGAAUAUUUAGCAUCUGGCUCUGAUGAUGAAACCACUCUGAACGAGAAUCGACGUGCCUUUCAGCGCUGGUUCUUACGACCGCGUGUCAUGAGACCUGUAGGCAAAAUUUCUACUAGAACCGCACUGUUUGGGAACUCGGUCAGUAUGCCAGUUUUCGUCAGUCCAGCUGGGGUGCAUGCCUUGUGCGAUCCUGAAGGCGAAUGUUCGACUGUUCAAGCUUGUGCCAAAGCGGGUAUUCUGUUUGGUCUGAGCCAGCAUUCCACACGGAGUAUUGAGGAGGUCGCUGCUGCUGCUCCACCGACGACGGUUCGGUGGUACCAGCUGUAUAUUCUGAAAGAUAGGGAACGUACCAAGAGUCUCAUCCGAAGGGCUAUAAAAGCGGGCUACACUGGUUUGUUUCUCACGGUUGAUUCAGUCCGAUUUGGCUACAGAGAAGCAGAUGCUAGAAAUGGAUUCAAUGCUCUUCCGCCGCCUCAUAGACUAAAGAAUUAUGACGACAGUCUUCAGGGUUCCCCGUCACUGGACAAGACCUACAACGGCAAAGAAGAGAAAGCUUGGGAUCAAAAUUCGGAGCAAAUGUUUGAACAAAAUGUGAAUUGGAACGAUAUCCAAUGGAUCAAAAAAGAGGCAGGGCCGGUACCUCUUGUCAUCAAGGGAAUCAUGACCCCGGAAGAUGCGGAACUAGCAAUCUCAGCUGGAGCAGAUGGUAUUAUGGUAUCCAACCAUGGUGGCAGACAAUUAGAUGGCUGCUUGGCGACAAUUGAUGCACUUCCUCCUAUUGCCAAAGUGGUGGCAGGACGAGUGCCAAUCUUGUUGGACAGCGGAAUCAGGAGAGGAACGGAUGUCUUGAAGGCCCUAGCUCUUGGUGCUUCAGCUGUUGGCAUUGGCAAACCGGUCUUUUUCAGUUUAGCGGUUGGUGGCCAAGACGCUGUCUCGUACCUGCUCGAAUUGUUGCGAACCGAAAUCGAAGCAGCCAUGGCGAUUUGUGGUAUCGAGAAAAUCUCGGACAUCACUCCCAACUUGGUGACGUCUCAGCAGAUGCAACUUGCGAGUGCUUCGCACCUUCGCUCUUCUUUGUAA
Cylindrotheca closterium is the source of this 1224-nucleotide messenger RNA. The record is from the annotation of a GenBank genome assembly. NCBI's taxonomy places the organism in Eukaryota, Bacillariophyta, Bacillariophyceae, Bacillariales, Bacillariaceae.